GAUUCUUCCUACAGAAGAAUACAAUAAAAGCAAUUAAAGAACAUAAAGUACAGAAUCGUUAAAUUCUACACAGAGUGUUACGACGACGGGCUAGUAUGAAAGAAAAAGAUUUCGAUUGUCCGUGAUGAGGUAAAAUGGAAGGGCUCUCCCUCCGAAAGUGGUCGAGCCUACUUUCAUAAUUCUUCAGCUUUCUUCGGUCUUUCCUCCCGGCCCGGUUCCCCUCCUCGCAAAUGCGCCGGGACGAAAGUGGGAUUAAUGAAAAUACAGAAGGUGAACGGGGGCAGAAGAGACGUGCUAAAUGCACGUGUAUAUAACGGGAAAGAGGAGAGAGGGUUCAACAGGGUUGAUUAAUCGUCGCCGGUCAGGCUUCUAGAAAGAGACGUCACUCGCAAGACUGCCUGCGUCUAGCUUCGCCGAGCUCUCUUUGUUUACCCGCUUCGAAAUAUCUAUUUCAGUCUUUCCGGUUGCUCGAUAAAAACGCUGAAAAACACUUGGAACUUCGAAAAAUUUUCAAAAAACGAAGCUGGAGAUGCACCGUAUCCAACGGAUGAUCAAUCGUGCCACUGCAUUGUUAACCUUCGUCAUUUUGUACGAUUCUGUUUCAAUUCAAGAUUUUUCGUUUUAUGAUCGUUGAAUAACGGAAGAGAUUAAUUUUCUACAGGACUAACUAAAAAUUCGCUGGAAGAAUUAUGCAUUUCGUUUAUAAACUUGCUAAACACGAAAACAACGAUUAAAUCCUCGACCCCGAUCUCGUCGACAAUCGAAACGACCUAUAAAUAACUGAGCGAUCUAUCGUCGGCGACCAGCUCCCCAUUAAAAAACACCUUCCCUUUUUAAGAAGCAUCAUUAAAACCCACUUAUCAAUUUCCCCGAUUUUAUCGCAGUAUCUCGCGAGCCAGCUUCCAUGCAGGGGGUUUGGUCGUCCCCGAUAGGCUGCCGGGAGCACGCAGCCAGGGGGUUGCACACAUGGCAGGCAUUGUGCGAGGUCGGGUGCGAAGGGGAGCCAAUAUGGGUUUUGUGUGAAUAGCGUGAAUAGUGGGAGGGGAUUGCGGCACAGAUCGAAAAUCGUCCGCGUGUGUCGGGGGUGGCCUUAACUCUGAAUCAAAGGGCAGCUGAUAGAAGCCGAGGAGCACCCCUGCGGUAGCCCGAGCCGAAACGGGAGGCGCUACACGAGAAACCCCAUGGACGAGCCAAGGGUAAAAGUCCCCUCCACCUCCGCCGGGGUGCCUGUGUCCGCGUGGUACGGCAAUAAACCCGGUGAAAGUUUGCCGGGGUGCCCUUUUUGGCACGCGUAGAACCCCCUGUGUACCGUGGACGGUCGAAAAUCGUCACGGGGACAGAAUUCGUUUCAUUUCAUUGUAAGUCCGCCUCGGUGCCUGGCGAGGACCUCUCUCCGUGUGCCGUCUCUCCGGAAUACCGUGGCUCAGUGCUGUGCGAAGCUCCCGAUCGUUUUCAUCGAGUGAGGUUAUAACCACGUGUCCGUUCGUGAGAUGUGCUCUACUCGAAGUGACCGAACCGGUGUCGUCUGAGAUCCAUCGUGACCGAUAAGCCUUGUGUCUCUGUGCCUUCGUACUCCGAUCGCGAUGGCCAGCUCCGCGUAUUUCGCCAACAGCGACUCGGACUACUGGCCGUAUCAGUCGAUCGGCGAUCGAUCCGAACAGGUUAUGUAUCCCGAUAGCGCCUAUCAGCCGACGCAUCAGCAGCUGCACUCCAGCUCGGAUUACGCUCAGAGACCGAGCCAAGAGCUCUCGCCCCCUUCCAGCCUCCUGGAGACUCUUCUGCGUCAUGGGAAAGAGGCCAUCGCGGAGGGUUAUGCUAACUCGACCGGGAAACCGGUGACGUCACCGACCGGACAGAGUAUUCCUUACGUUUCCUGUCAAACUCCGCCGUACACGCCGACUUCUUCGACGGACAGGACGUCGCCGAUCGCACCGUACCUCCCGGACGCUCAGGAUCGUCUUCAGCAACCGGAAAACAGCAACGGAUACUUGCAGAGCUAUCAGUACCCCGCGCAACCACAUUCUAGCAAUUGCGCGGCCCCGUCGGUGGUGACACCAAGGUCUCCCCCCGAUUAUGGAGUGCAGCAAGGCUAUGGCGCUUAUGCGAAUAACAAUAAUGAUGGGAAGCGGAGUCCUAACGAGAUCGAGUACAAGGACGACCAGACGCAGAGGCAGGUGGACUAUCCUUGGAUGAAGUCUUCGUACGCCAACGGGGAUACAAACGGCGCAGGACAAAAGCGAACACGACAGACGUACACGCGCUUCCAGACUCUCGAAUUGGAAAAAGAAUUCCACUUCAAUCGUUACCUCACCAGAAGGCGUCGCAUAGAAAUAGCGCAGGCUCUGUGCUUAACCGAGCGCCAGAUCAAAAUUUGGUUUCAAAAUCGUCGCAUGAAGGCGAAGAAGGAUGGCAAACUCAGUUACAAUGGGGUGGAAACGAACAUGGAGGACAUCGCGUCUACCAGUCAAAAUGGGUCACCCAUCGAAGGUCUUCUAACGGGAACAACGACGUCAACGACGACCAUGAUGCAUGCUGCGCAACCUACCACGUCCGUUCAGCACGCUUCCGCAAUGUCGGAGCAGCAUCUUCACGAAGCUUACCUUCAAUAUCGUCACCAGCAGCACAGCAUGUACGACGGACACAGUUACUUUCAUAAACAAGCGUACGGAAGUCAGAUACAUAAAAUGACUGAUCAUCAUAUCGAAUCUUGAACAUUUUUAUCUGCUUUGUAAAUAAGACUGGUUAGGUUAGGGGAAGACUGGUUAGUGUAGUUUCGAAGGUUAACCUUGAACGAAGAUGAGAAUAUUAUGCAAUAGACUGCGUUCUAUUAACGUCGGGGGGCUGCAGUAAAUACUUUUGCAAGAUUCUGAGUUGAAGUGACACGUGACUUUAUCUUAUUAGUAGUUUUUGUACAUUAAUUGCAAGUAGGAAAUUUACUGUGUAUUUUGCAAGCCAAUGAAGCUCCCGAUGGUCAAAGUGUUAAGUUAUUACCUAAGUUAUAGAUACUCGAACAAGUUAGCUAAUUUAUGAACAGUGUAUUCAAUCGUGCCAUGCAAACGGUUAAACUAGUCAGUGGUGCCUCAUGAACUACCCAUUAGGGAAGCAUAACCUACAAUCGGCGAUUCAAUCCUCGAGCAUCGAAUCGAUAAGGAACAACCGUAAGAAAGGAAAUUACAAGUAUAGCACGACAAAGUUCGACCUUUACGGUGGAUCGUGAGCAGGGAAUGCCGUUCGGGACAAGAUCGGGCCAGCUGACCCUGCAACCACUAUGAUUUAUGGCCAAACGAGCUAAACAGCCGAGCAUCCUGCGGCUCAGGUAUCCCGAAAGCGCGGUCGUUCACGCCGUAUUUCGCUCGCCACGGUCCGCUCCGAUCGGUUCGCGUUGCAACACGCUUGCUCACUUUUUCUCGCUUCGAGUACGUUUUGAAAAUAUUUUGACUCGCCCGCUGAAAAUUCAUACUCGGCUGAUUAAUGACGAUGACUCGGCGACUCUUCCGCUUUUGGGGAAAGUUCGGCGCGGGGCGACUGAAGAUGGGCUUCGGUGCCGCUUUGAUCGCGAUGCGAAUCGAUACGGAAAUGUACUUGGCUGAUAUACCCCGUGCAACUUUCGUUGUUCUUAAAAUACUUAUGGAUACUUAAGGAUAUUUAGGAUGUAAUAUUUUACGUUUUAAUCACGAGGGUUUAUUUAUUUUAACCGCUUCUAAGAAAGUAGUGAUUAAACGAAAAGGUUCUGAAAGCACUAGGAUAGUUCAGUUAAAAAGUGCUGAAUAUGUUAGAUUUCACAAGAGGAACUAGGUGCAGAAAGAUAAUUUUAGAAUGACUUUAAACCCCCAAUGGAAGAAGCAAAUGUAUCCUUUCAAAGAUACAAGUAUCCUUGAAAGCAUCUCCAAGAUUUGCACUUGAAGAUGUGUAUAAGAUUAUGAUUCAAAGUGAGGUGGAAGGAAAUGUUUAUAAUUGAGUGGACAUUUAGCAAUACCGAUGCGAGUUGUGGAAUAGGGCGACAACGGGGAGUCGAAAAGUUAAGGGAUGAAGAAGAGUGGGGGGGCGCUCAGCAGCUGCGCCGUUCACACGCAACAAGAUGGCUGCAAACGUUCCUCGUGCGUGCAACGCCGGUCUUGUUCAUUCUUUUUUCUCCCUGUUCGCGGUUUAAUUUGCAAUCGUAAUUGUUUUCUGGAAUUGUAGAAUUUGUGUCGCCCGCGAAAUUCAAACUCGAGUUGCUCCGAGAAGUGUUACUUGAAUUUGAUGUAGAUCGAACGAGAUCGAGGAUCUGCAAAUUCGUGUUCGAUUUAUUUGAACCGUGAUGGUAAUUAUAUGUAAGGUAACUUUUUUUAAUUAUAACGUUUGAACUUCUGUUGCAAUAAUGUAGCGACUGAUCUUUGCAUAUUAUGCAUUACCUCUGAAUGUUCCUAUUAGAUAGUAAAACGAUGUACAUAAAUACCUAGGUAUAUUAUAGUAGCGUCUUGAAAGUGAUAAAAAAUGUUUAAAUAAAAAUGAAACGAGCUCUUGUACAGACAAGAGUAGAUAUUCUUAAGUACAAUCGUAGAAUUACAAAGCUUAUUGUUAGUAAUAUAAAUCUAUUUAUUACGGAAUUAAUGUUACAGCGAAUAUUUUUUUAAAUUGUACUUCAAGAGGGAUACUAGUCGAUUUAGUAUAAGUUGCACGAGAUAAUCUUAUAAACUAUAUACUUGGCGGAUAAUAAAUUAUUCCAAAAAGGCCACUGUUUCUUCGUCAAUAUUAUUAACAUCGAUAGAAGCUUGCUUUUA
Messenger RNA from Megachile rotundata (alfalfa leafcutting bee), 4763 nucleotides. RefSeq lists its product as uncharacterized. Gene Ontology annotation, cellular component: nucleus. The record is from RefSeq and is a predicted model, not a curated record. Gene Ontology annotation, molecular function: DNA-binding transcription factor activity, RNA polymerase II-specific; RNA polymerase II cis-regulatory region sequence-specific DNA binding. Lineage: Eukaryota; Metazoa; Arthropoda; Insecta; Hymenoptera; Megachilidae. Gene Ontology annotation, biological process: regulation of transcription by RNA polymerase II; anterior/posterior pattern specification.